GGAAAUAAGCAAAAGCGCAUUGCUGUAAUAGUUGCAAAUAUAGAAAAUGCUAACAAUCUAUUUGGGCUAGAUUUAUUCAAAGAAUUCGGUUUUGAAAUUACGCAAAUUGAUAACGUAGUUGAUAAAGGCGAAUAUAUCAAACAAAUUGAAGAUUUAUGCAAUAAAUAUGAAACAGUAUUUAACAAUACAAAUGCUGGCGUGAUAAAAAAUUUUAAAGCAAGUAUACGUAUGUAGACCACUGCCAUACCAAAAUUUUAUAAAAGCAGGCAAAUACCGUUCGCGCAAAUGUCAAAAUUCCGUGAGGAAGCAGAUAGGCUUAUUAAUACCGGAAUUUGGAAACCGGUAAAAUUUAGUAACUGGGUGUCACCAAUCGUCUUAGCACCAAAACCAGAUGGGUCGAUGGAGUUGGAUGAAGAUUCCAAACAAGUAAUGGUAGUCAAUACACCUUUAGGAUUGUUCCAGUAUCAACGACUUCAAUAUGGUAUUGCCAGCGCACCCGCAAUUUUUCAGCGUUAUCUUGAACAACUCCUCAAUGGUAUAGAAGGAUGUGGAAAUUAUUUGGAUGACAUUAUUAUAACCGCACCGUCAUUGCAAGAACAUGUAAAACGAGUAGAGCAAGUAAUAAAAAUUCUCGAAGACAACGGUAUCAAGUGCAAAAAGGAAAAAUGUUUCUUUUUGAAAGAAGAAAUUGAGUACUUGGGUAGAAGAGUAAGCGCUAAGGGAAUCCUUCCAGACUAUUCAGGCAUUCAAGCAGUUAAGCAACUGAAACCACCUAUGAAUAUAACGCAACUAGAAGCUUUUAUAGGUAAAGUGAAUUACUAUUGCAAUUUUAUUCCAAAUUUUUCUCAGUUAGCCGCUCCACUAAAUAAGCUACGCCGCAAAAAUGUACAUUUUACAUGGAGCUCAGAGCAGCCACAAGCUUUUAAAGAUCUUAAAUUACAUAUAAUUAAUGCUACGCAGUUGGCACAUUUCAAUGAACAAUUACCAAAUACGCUAGCAACCGACGCCUCAUCUUUUGGCAAUGGCGCCGUUCUUUCGCACAUUUAUCCUGACGGAAAUGAACGUCCAAUAGCAUUUGCAUCUAAAACUAUGGAUAAGCAUCAACUUAAAUAUAGUCAAAUUGAAAAAGAAGACCAUAAACCUCUCAUAAAUAUUUUUAAUCCAAGCAAGCAUCUACCGCAAAUGACUUCGCAUCGUAUUCAGCGUUGGGUAAUCAUACUUAUGGCAUAUCAAUUCGAUAUCAAGUAUCGUAAUACACACGCACAUGGUAAUGCGGAUGCAUUCUCUCGUUUACCUCAAAAUAUUCUAGAACUCUUACAUGAUGGACAUUCGGGAACCGUAAGAAUGAAGCAAUUAGCACGACAUCACGUUUGGUGGCCAAACAUCGAUGACGACAUAGCCAAAGUGACACGUCAAUGUGAAAUUUGUAAAGUUGGCAAUCCAACUCCUACACGUCAAUACCUUAGUUGGCCAGAAGCAAAAGCACCAUGGGAACGCGUUCAUAUCGACUUCGCUGGCCCUAUAUUCGAUUCUAUGUGGCUUAUAUGCAUAGACGCUUAUUCGCAAUUUCCAUUCGUAACACAGUUAUCUUCAACUACAACAGAUAAUACUAUACAUUCUUUAAAAUCAAUUUUUGCCAUAGAAGGUUUUCCCAAUACACUGGUUAGUGAUAAUGGACCUCAGCUAACAUCCGACGCAUUACAACAAUUUUGCAAGUUACAUGGUAUUACGAACAUAACAACUGCACCGUUUCAUCCAGCAUCCAGCGCACCAUCGCAAUUAGAGGAAAAUGUUGCUGAAGAUCAGAAUUCAAGCAAUCCGAUUCGUAGAAGCAACCGAUCGCGACAACAGGUUACUCGUUUCACAGCUCCUGAUUUUAGAAAUAAAUAA
Bactrocera neohumeralis is the source of this 1890-nucleotide messenger RNA. RefSeq lists its product as uncharacterized. Gene Ontology annotation, molecular function: nucleic acid binding. The transcript has 4 exons. The record is from RefSeq and is a predicted model, not a curated record. NCBI's taxonomy places the organism in Eukaryota, Metazoa, Arthropoda, Insecta, Diptera, Tephritidae. The coding region runs from base 286 to 1890 and encodes 534 amino acids. Gene Ontology annotation, biological process: DNA integration.